Molecule: messenger RNA, 1464 nt
Organism: Pocillopora damicornis (cauliflower coral)
Lineage: Eukaryota; Metazoa; Cnidaria; Anthozoa; Scleractinia; Pocilloporidae
Cellular component (GO): cytoplasm
Source: RefSeq, a predicted model, not a curated record
AAUAGGUCAUCGAUUUCAAGGUUGUUAACUUGUUAUGAUUUUCCACGAUCGACUCUUCUAAACACUGUUCUAAAUGGGAAGGAAGAGAAAACUUGGGCAAUCUAAGCAAAACUGGGGCUCUACAAAUUCACGGAAACAGAGAAAGAAGAGAAAAACUCGCGGAAAAGGAUUUAAACAAGCAAAAGUUUCAAAUGAAGUCGAUUCGUUGCAUAUCGAGCCAUCGACCUCGACGACCUGCAAAUUGUCCUUAACUGCUAUUCGUGAGAGAUCAGAGUCUUCUUGCUGUGCAAUCUCUUGUGCUUCGGCUGAUGAAAGUAUGCAGAGAUUGAGGCUCUGGAAAAUAGGUCUCAUCUUAUCUCGCCUGAAAAACUUGGCCUCUUUUUGUCAGCAUUUUACCGUAGACUGGUGUUUCAGGUCCAUCAGAAGCGUGUACCUUAUUUUAAACUGGCUUAAACAAACGUUUGGUUGUGGAAUACAAACACUAGGAAAGGUUCUGCUAGAAGACAAAGGCUAUCCAGUUUUGUUAGACAGGAAAACCCACCUUGAUGAAAUGGUGAAAAGAAUGAAUGCCUUGGAGGAGGAAGUCGAUCAACUGAAAUCAGAACUUGCCAAGAAGUCAACUUGUCCAUGUGGGGAUCACUGCAACAGAUAUGUACCAAGAGUUGAAUGUGCACCAAACGGUCUUCCUCCACCUCCUCCCCCACCCCCUCCUCCACCUCCUCCUGUUCAACCUCCACCAGCUCCCCCCUUAGCUUUUCUCAAGAAUAAACAGCCUGUAUCCAAAGCCAAUAUUUCCCAGGAAAAUAAAAAUACAGUCUCAAGAACCUUAGUGACCUUGGAGGAUCUGAAGAAAGUCAAGCUAAAAAAAGUCAAACAGGUCGAUGAGGAGGACAAAGAAAACACUGAGUCUGGGCCCAAAAAAACUGGGUCCACGUUGAACAAAUUGAAUAAACAAAAUGAUAAGCACUGUUUGGUAACUCUGAGGGAUUUAAAGAAUGUGAGAUUGAAAAGAACCAAGGAAGAUGAUGGUCUAGAGAAAAUAAAAUUACGAACUCCUGAAGAAAUGGUGGUCAUGAAAAGAAAUCUACGUAAAGUGAAUAUUUGUCGUAGUCCAGGUGGAACUCCUGUGGUAUCUGAAAAAGUUCUUGAGCAUGGAACUGGUCUCACACCGAUGAUGACAAGAGCACUGAAAAAGAAAUUCCAGCAUGCUCACCCUUAUUCUUCACCUGAUUCGCCAUCAAAGAGACAGAGUUUGUCUCCCAUGACCAGUUCACCAAAGUCGCAGAAAGCUUUAUCUCCUUUGUCCUACAGAUAAAGUAAUUUUUAUUAGAUUUACUUAAGUUCACAUGGUAACCAGGUGGACAAUCAGGCAAGGUUUGAUGCUACUCUGGUUUAAAGAUUUGUUGAAUGUAACCACCAUCAUCAGGGGUGAUCAAAUUGCUGCAACAAGGUCUUUUUUAUAUG